AUGGAGCAAUGCAAGGUAGAACGCAGUCUCCAUUUGGCACGUCGUCAGCAGUGUGCCUGUUUAAUUCAGGAAAUUGGGUCAAGGUUGCAAACAACACAGGUAGUCAUAAAUGCAGGCAUAUACUACAUGCACUACUUCUACGAAGUUUUCUCUCCAGAAACUAUCAAACCGAUUUUAGUUGCAAUAGCUGCCUUUUAUUGUGCAUGCAAAACAGAGGAGUUUUCUCGGAAACUCUCCUUCUUAAUCAAAGCUGCUUAUGAUAUCUUAAAGAGACCCGCACCUGAUGAGGAGUCAGAUGCAUUCAAGAGACUCGUUCAAAAUGUUCAUGCUUUAGAGGCUACUAUUCUCAUGGUCAUUGGGUUUAACACUCUUGAAGUCAAACAACCACAUGUGCUACUCAUUAAGGCCAUUCGCGCAAAUAAAUUCCCGAAGGAAAUAGCUCAUACUAGCUACUAUGUCUGCACCAAUAUACUGCAUCUCACUACUUUAGUAUUGCGACAUUCUGCAGAAGCGAUUGCCGCUGCUAGUCUUUACAUUGCUGCAAAGUGGAACGGGACAGACAUUCAGUCUUCAAACGGGGAGUGGUACCAUAUUUUUUCCCCGAUGCUGACUUUUGAGGAAGUCUCCAAAAUAACAGACGAAUUCACCCUUACUUUCCAAGAGUGCGAUUUAAAAAUCAGAGAGCAACUGCGCUGUUCGCUCCGAUCCCGUAAGUUACAAAGAGAACGAAGAGAGGAUCUUGUCAAUAAUCCUCCUCGAGCUCAAGAACCUCAGAGGAGACCAGUUCCUGAUUCUCAACAAAAAGCUGAUUCUUGGAAAACAGAGAAAAGACCUUACAAUUCGACAAAUUCUAGUGCACCUCAAGUCCCAUCUCAACAUCCAAAUCACCAUGCUCGAAGCCAUGCUGGUGGCUCUCAGAAUACACAGAUGAAUCAUCCAUAUCAUGGACAUAAUCGGGCCCCACAAUCACAUGUUUAUGGGAACGAACAUCUCAACAGAUCUCAUUCUAACCGUCCUGCAGGUCCUGGGAAUAAUGAACCGGAUCCUAAACGUCAGCGAUUUGAUCGCCCAUUCCCAAGUCAGUGUCAACGAUCACCACAACCUCACUUGUCUGGUGGACAUCAUCCCGACGGAACAACCCGUGCAAAUCGUAUGGAGAGUUCUGUCUCCAAUUCUGGAGGUGGCGAACACAAAGUACAUUAUCAACCUGCUAAUCGUAUCCAUGGAACAGAUUACAGGAUGACACAAUCUACUGGUUACAAUGCUGUUCCAAAUAAGCCACCUUACGGACGAGAUGAACAUGAAGACUCACGUCUUAACUCAGGGAAUCCUCGUUCUGUAAAACCAACUGGAACUGUGAGUGAACUUGCUAAACAAGAUGGAAUCCAUUUUGAAAAUGUUACACAUCUGAGAUUGGAUUAUAAAAACAUUUUAAAAAUGGAUAACUUGUGGGCAUUUAAGUCACUUGUUAAGUUGCAACUUGACAAUAACAUCAUAGAACGAAUUGAAGGCAUUGAUCAUUUAACUCACUUACGUUGGCUUGAUUUAUCAUUUAAUAAUAUUGAAAAAAUUGACGGCUUACAAAACUUGGUAAAUUUAGAAGAUUUAACAUUGUACAAUAACCGAAUUACAUCAUUAGAAAAUAUGGAAAAUUUGAAAAAAUUACAAGUGUUUUCAGUUGGUAACAACUAUAUUACUGAAUUUUCUAAUAUAAAAUAUUUACGUCAAUUCCGCCAUUUACGAUCAGUAUGUUUACAUGGUAAUCCAUUUAGUAAAAACGAUGGCUACAAGUUGUAUAUUCAUGCUAUGCUACCCAAUUUAUUUUAUUUAGACUAUCAAAGAACCGACGAUAAACUUAAAUCCAAAUCUUAUGAAGAAUAUCAACUAGAAAUUGAUGGAAUUAUAAAGAACGUGUUGAAAAAAGCUAAAAUAGAACUAUAUAAACAAGCAUUUAUUGAUGGUAUAGUUGAUGAAAAUAUUUUUCAAAAACUAUUUACUGAUGAUCCUGAUGGCAGAGAAUUAUUGGUAGUUCCUGAAUUGUACAACAAAAAAUUUACACAUCAAUGUAAAUUAGUAUUUGAUCUUGGUAUAAAAGAACAUGAUAAACGUAAUAAAGAAAUAGAAUCAUUUCGAAAUUGUAUUGAUCAAGCAAAAAUGUUAAAUGCUGAAUUAAGUAAAAAGAAAAUAAAUGAAUUUAAAUUAUAUCAGGAUAAAGUAAAACUUCUAGAGAAUACUGAUUCGAUUAAAGUCGAAGAUGAUAUUUUAGAUUAUAAUGAGAAUGUACAACAAUUAUGGGAUGAAUUAAUGAGAAAUGAAUCAGUUUUAGUUAAACAAAUUGAUGAAUUAAUUAAUGAAUUCGAAUUAAACUUAAAUGAUAUGAUUAAUACAUUUAUUGAAAAUGUUGAAGAACAUUUUACAGAAUGCCGCGAAUUACAAACUCAGUAUCAUAAAAGGUUGACUGAUCUAUGCCCAGGUAUUUUAGAACGAUUUAUGCGUAGUGACUUCCAAAAUGAACCAUCAGAUGCUCUUUUAGCCAUUUUUAUUGAUAAAGAAAGUGUAACAAAUGCAUUAACAGCCAGUAACGAUGCUCAUUUACUUAAAAUUGAUGAAUUCGCUGAUGAAAUUAAUGAAAAAGCAAAAAGUUGGAUGAAGGAAACAUUUGCUUCUAUAUAUUCCCGUGAGAAAUAUGAUCGAAACAGAGCAAGAGUAAUGGAAAGAAAUCAUUUUAUAGAUGCAUUAAGAAAUGAUGUUGAAAAUUUAGAUAUACCUGCAUUAGGUGAAUCUUGA
Messenger RNA from Schistosoma rodhaini, 2787 nucleotides. The record is from the annotation of a GenBank genome assembly. NCBI's taxonomy places the organism in Eukaryota, Metazoa, Platyhelminthes, Trematoda, Strigeidida, Schistosomatidae.